Molecule: messenger RNA, 1156 nt
Organism: Pseudophryne corroboree (corroboree frog)
Lineage: Eukaryota; Metazoa; Chordata; Amphibia; Anura; Myobatrachidae
Product: ras-related protein Rab-10-like
Exons: 6
Coding region: 307-906 (199 amino acids)
Biological process (GO): cellular response to insulin stimulus
Cellular component (GO): recycling endosome; insulin-responsive compartment; Golgi apparatus
Molecular function (GO): myosin V binding; GTPase activity; GTP binding
Source: RefSeq, a predicted model, not a curated record
CAUAACAGGAUAUUUGGUGAAAACCGGACCGGACCAGUUGCUGGAACGCCAGACAGGAUCAGCUCAUAUACAGAUAUACUGUCACAAACACAGGUAUGCAGAUAUACAGUCACACACAGACACAGUCACAGUCGCACACGUGUGUCUUGAGGAAGAACGUUUUGCAACUCUCGCAAUAACUAUGCGGAAGCACGGGGCGUGCGGACAUGACAGCUGAGAGUGGCCGCCCUGCUCCCUGCUAGACUCCAGCAACAUCAGUCUGGACAGUAGCACCGGCUGCACGGAUCACUGUGCCCACCAGAGAGGAUGGCACUGGCAGCAGAUAAGAAACUCCUGACUAAGCUGGUGAUGGCUGGGGACUCUAACGUUGGGAAGACGUGCAUUGUUAGCCGGUACACGGACAACACGAUCCCCUCCUACAUCUCCACUGUGGGCAUUGAUUUUAAAACAAAAACUAUCAACAUUGACGAUGCAGAAUUAAAACUUCAGAUCUGGGAUACAGCCGGACAGGAACGUUUCCAUACCCUAAGUGUCAGCUAUUUCCGUGGCGCUCAAGGAUUUGUUCUUGUUUAUGAUAUCACGAAUCCAGACUCAUUUGAAAACACAUCUUUAUGGAUGAAAGAUAUUACAAUGAAAGCUGGUGAAGAAGUGGAGGUAGUUCUCUUGGGAAAUAAGUGUGACAUGGAAGACAAACGUGAGGUUUCAAAAGAGAGAGGGGAAAAGCUUGCCUGGGAAUAUGGGAUACCAUUUUAUGAGACAAGCGCUAAAGAAAAUAUCAAUAUUGAGAAUGCAUUUUAUAGAUUGUCAGAGGCCAUCUAUGCAAAGCGUUCAUCGCUGUUGAUAGACCAGAACGUGGUGGAUUUGAGAGAACCAAAGAAAAGCACUUCAUGUAUGGCUUGUAGGUGAUUGAUGUAAGCCACAUCCCUGAUGCUCUGAAAGGAAACUCACAUGGAUACCAGAGGGAUAUGUGGUUGAUUGCAAAAAUGACUCAAGCUGUCAAAUAUAUCAUAUGUAUUUCUAUACAAAGCCAUCCUCCCAUCACUGCGCUAACUGCUUACUAUGUCUGUGCAUUGUAAAACAUAUUUAUGUAUUUAUUUUCACAUUGCCACAGAGUCCUUUAUUAGAAAUACUAUAGUAAAGUGAUUGUAUGUGACAA